AUGGUAUUGCUGGAGUCGCCGUCUCUAAUAGAACGUGCUGAGCUAACACGUCCAAUUCCGGAGAACGCCCGAAAACUCGCACACCUCGUCGAGGUGCACGAAAAGCGAACGGAAGUGGGCAAUCAUAGCGUAUUCUAUCGAGAGGCACAACCACCUGAUAGCCACUACACAAAGGCAGUCAUCGUAUUUUUGCAUGGACAAUCGUACUCUUCUUCAACGUGGAUGGAUCGUGGGUCGUUGAGUACUUUUGCCGCUCUAGGUUAUCAUUGCAUAGCGCCCGAUCUCCCCGGUUCAGGACAGACUCGUGGACCAGCAUUGAGUGUGCAUGACAAGCCGCAAUUUUUACUUUCAUUUCUAAGUGUACUUGGUGUGAGGCAGGUUAUUGCGGUGACAGCGUCUAUGGCAGCACAAUACGUACUACCACUUCUGGCAAGGGACAUCUUCGUAUGUGCUGUCGGUAUCGCCCCCUCAAACACACACGAAAUUGUUCAACCGGCUCUCUACAGGACGCCAAUCCUCGUUCUAUGGGCGCGCGCCAUUAUCCUGACAAUCGACUCUUUUUCUCUCUCCAUGAUUGGAGACUAUGACACUUCGUUAGGACCGACAGCAGCUGCAAAUCUUCGCCUCCUUCCAAACGCCCGACUUCACAAAAUCGCCAAUGCGGGCCACGCUUGCUAUCUGAACAAUCCACAGGCGUUCGAAGAGGUAUGUGUGAACUUCUUCGAUCUGAUCCGCAACUAUCAUACUUUGUGA
This is a messenger RNA of Angiostrongylus costaricensis, 753 nucleotides long. The record is from the annotation of a GenBank genome assembly. NCBI's taxonomy places the organism in Eukaryota, Metazoa, Nematoda, Chromadorea, Rhabditida, Metastrongylidae.